AUGUAAUUGGAUUUAUAUAAAGAGAGACAAUAAUAGAACGAAAAUUCUUAACAGGUUAAAGCAGCAGAGGCUUUCUAAUCAUUAGUACAAUAUAUGAAUGAAUUAACGGAUUUGGUCAAUAAGAUUAAAUUAAAGAAUGAAGCCGAAUUCGUAAUUGCUUAUCAGAAUCAUAUGAAAAAAAUUAGAGCUGAAUUAAAAGAAUUACGAAAUAAAACAGAAGAACAACGCAGUAUAUAAACUUAGAAUAAAAUAAAUGUCACUAAUAAUGACAAUGAGUUAGUAAUCAAGAUUAAAUAAUUAGGUAUAUUUUAGAGAGGAAUGUCUGAAGUUAUAUCAAAAGGUUGAAAUGAAAAGUAAGGAAAACUAUGAAUUAAGAUAUAAAUUGACAGAACAAUAAAAGACCAUUGAUUUCUUAGAAUAAUAAAUCAAAUCAUUAAUGAAAAAGGUCAAAUUAUAAGAAAUCGAUAAAGAAUUAUUACCAAAUAUAUAGAUAGAUCACAUAUUUUGUACAAAUACUCCUGUUAAUUAACAAAGUAUCAUUAUUUAUUAAAUCGAAGAAUCUCAUCAAAGAAGGUUAACCGAAUAUCAGCCGAAAGUCGAAUUGACCUCAUCAUUGUCUAAGCAUCAUUAAUCCUCAAUUAAAGAAAUGUUUCCGGCUGAUGAAUUAAACAAAGAGAACCUUAAAUAUGAAGAAAUUGUUGAAAAAUUCACUAAGUAGAUAAAAUAUUUAUAAAAGAUAUGUGACCAUAAUUGAAUAAAAAUACUAAAACUAAAACAAAAUCCUAAACGAAAAAGUUAACAAACUGUUAAUAUCUUAAAAUAAGAAAAGCAUAAUUAGAAGUGAUCUAGAAUAUUGUUUUUUAGAAUGUGUUGAUGUUGUCAGGAGAGAAAUUUAGAAAAAAAGACCUUUAGGAAAUUUCUAAUAAUAUCAAUCUUAUUUAGAUACUAUUCAAGAUUUUCAGCAGUUCUAUAAAGAGGAUAAAAUCAAAAUAUUGGAAUUGGUAGUUAGUAAUGAAAAACUAUUAGUGUUUAUUUACUAGAAACUAUUUCCAAAUCAUGUGAAUUUAGUAUUAUAAUCCAUAAAAGAAGAUAAAACUCUCCAGACAUUCUUAGAUUAAAAUGUUAAACAUUCAGUUACAAUAACUAAUAAUAAUGAAGAAAGCCUUAACACCAAUCAUCUUCUUACUCAUUACAAAGUUGAUGCACCUAAAACAACUAGAGAAGUCAGAUCGGUUUCUUUGAAUAAAUAGUUGGAGAUGAGAAAAGGGAAAUUAUUUUUUAAAUAAUAUUGA
This is a messenger RNA of Paramecium octaurelia, 1292 nucleotides long. The record is from the annotation of a GenBank genome assembly. Lineage: Eukaryota; Ciliophora; Oligohymenophorea; Peniculida; Parameciidae.